CAUUUGAAAAUGUAUGAAUUUUGAGUUAAAUUUUCGAUAUUUAAUGCAAAAUAUUUACAGAAAAAAUGGCUGAAACGGAGAUAAAACAUUCUGAACAAGAGGUAAACCCUGGUACUUCGGUUAAGGGUGAGAUUUCAAGCGAAAUUGCAGCUGAUUCUGGUCAAGCGGUGAAUGAAACUGCUUCGAGGAGUGAUGAAAUUAAGCCAGCUACAUUAGAGGAAUCUUGUCGAAAUAUGUUUACAAAUAUUUCUGAAUAUUUACAAUGUGAAUUGAAUGCAUCUUUGGAUGACUAUGAGUUGUUAGAAAAGUUGAACCAGUUGACGAAAGAGAAGUACGAUGAAAUGGAUAAUACAACAAAAACUUUAAUCACAAGAAUGAAACAAAUCAAUGAGAAAUAUGAGAAAUUGAAACCAUAUCUGGAUAUGAUUGACAAAGUUGAUGCAAGUGUGACAAGUCUAGAAGCUGCCGCCCAGAAACUGGACACUUAUUCCAAAGAAUUAGAAGCAAGGUUUAAAAAGUUAGAGAAAGCAGCAACAUAAAUAUGACCCAAAAAUUUAUGAAAUGAUGCAGGAAAAAAUAUAUAUUUAUAUAUGGAUAUUACUGAGGAAUUAACAGUAAUGGGAUUCAGGGUGUGUCAGAAUUAUUUACGCAGCCUUAUUUCUAAUUCAAUGCCUCAAAAACAACGCUAGUUGUCAGUGGAAUAUUUUUACAUGAAAAUAGAGUUAUAGUAAUUUAUUCUGACUGACCCUGUGAACCAAGUUGUAUUAAAAGGCAGUUAGCCUUUAUGUAUAGUUACUGAGAGUAUAAACUAAUCAGGGAUCUCUACUUUGCAUGAUCUAUAAUUUAUCUACUCUCAAAAUGUAGUGAAGAGUUUUGUACGACUGGUCAUAGUGCUAAGCAUUUUGUGAAUUCUCUAUCAAAAUUAAAAACAUUUUUUUAACGUGAAACAAAUCUGAGAUUAUGUUUUACCGCAUGCGCAUUAUUUCUGAAAUCAUUGUCUGUGAAAGUCAGCGCUGAGUUUGCAUUACGAGGGUGUACCCCUCUACCUCACUCUUCCCUGCCCAGCCAUGAUUUGGUGCAAGGAUGAAAUGAAAACCAUGAAACGGUCAAAACUAAUAACGUCGGAAAAAGACUUCUUCUCAGAAGAUAUUUUGCGUUUCAAUUCAUUCACCAUCAAUCAUCGUUUGACGCUUUUUGAGCUUAAUUUACCCGAUUUACGCCGGCCAAAUUGCAUUCACGCAGCAAUAUAAGUAAAGAUAAUCCUUUUGUAAUAUUAAUGGAUCAACGUGAAAUCCUAUUUCUCAACCCCUACGAUUGACUGAUUUUUUCGUCUAAUAACUCAAUUUAUAACGAAUAGACUGGCAAAGAUGAUUUCUUAAACAUAACAGGAAAGUAACGAUAACAGGGAGACUAAUAAUGCCUGCUUCCUUGGAGGUCCUAAUCAUGUUGCCUAUGAUUAGUCUAACAUUUUGAAUAAUGAUUUUUUCAACACUAUAACUAACGAAGAGCGAAGUGUCAAUCAAAUUCAUAGAUUUAUUUCAAUAUGAAAGAAAGGCGAAAAAACAAUUGAGCAAGGUGUUAACAGUAACACAGCAAGAUAUCCUACAAAGACGUGGAUUUUUUCAACAAGUUUUUGCGAUCAGGUUAAUGGUUUCUUGAUAAAACCAUACCUCAUGAAAUGCUUUGCCGGGCAUCACAACAUCUUUCAAAAAGAUUUUAGGAAUUUAGCCGGGGAAAAUUAUUGUAAUACUGUACUAUUUUAUUGUAAGAUCCUCUACCGCCACACUGAAUUAUAUCACAAUUCACGAUGGCAAUUUCCUAUCAAAUGCUUCUUCACAUAUGAACAAGGAGUUAAGGGUCAUAACUGCCUUUCCUUCGACCGUGUUUGAGAUAUCUUUUUCAGGUAGUCCAGACACAAACCAUAACACUUUAUUACACAACAUUUUGUAACUAUGCAGGCAUCAGACUGAAUUAUUGCGACUGAAGCACAUAUUACCAUACAUAUUAAAUGUUUGUAUAAGAUCGAGGCUGGGAUCAAAUGGCGUGGAAAUUAUCUUUAGGUACUGAACUAUUUUUUUCUUCAUCGUUCGGCUGGUAAAAUAACUGGAAAAUCA
Messenger RNA from Dendronephthya gigantea, 2114 nucleotides. Its product is annotated as biogenesis of lysosome-related organelles complex 1 subunit 2-like. The transcript has 4 exons. Gene Ontology annotation, biological process: endosomal transport; lysosome localization. The record is from RefSeq and is a predicted model, not a curated record. The coding region runs from base 66 to 539 and encodes 157 amino acids. Gene Ontology annotation, molecular function: gamma-tubulin binding. Gene Ontology annotation, cellular component: BORC complex; BLOC-1 complex; gamma-tubulin complex. Lineage: Eukaryota; Metazoa; Cnidaria; Anthozoa; Malacalcyonacea; Nephtheidae.